AUGAUCUCCAUCACCGAGUGGCAGAAGCUCGGUGUGGGCAUCACUGGCUUCGGCAUCUUCUUCAUCCUCUUCGGAAUACUCCUGUACUUUGAUUCGGUGCUCAUGGCCUUUGGAAACCUGCUGUUCCUGACCGGCCUCUCCUUCAUCAUCGGGGUGAGGAAGACGUCAGCCUUCUUCUUCCAGAGGCACAAACUCAAGGGCACCAGCUUCUUCCUGGGGGGCGUGCUCCUGGUGCUCAUGCGCUGGCCGCUCCUGGGCAUGAUCUUGGAAGCCUAUGGAUUCUUCUGCCUCUUCAAGGGUUUUUUCCCUGUGGCCUUUGGCUUCCUGGGUAAUGUCGCCAACAUCCCCUUUCUGAGUGCGCUGUUCCGGAGGCUUCAAGGCACCAGUUCAAUGGUCUGAGCCACAGAGAUGAGCUCCUUGAACUUGGAUCACAGGCGGAGGGAGCUGGAAGGAAAAUGGGGGCCACCCCC
Ochotona curzoniae (black-lipped pika) is the source of this 470-nucleotide messenger RNA. It is a transcript of the gene GOLT1A, whose product is annotated as golgi transport 1A. The record is from RefSeq and is a predicted model, not a curated record. The transcript is spliced from 5 exons. Bases 1 to 399 code for a protein of 132 amino acids. NCBI's taxonomy places the organism in Eukaryota, Metazoa, Chordata, Mammalia, Lagomorpha, Ochotonidae. Gene Ontology annotation, biological process: retrograde transport, endosome to Golgi; endoplasmic reticulum to Golgi vesicle-mediated transport. Gene Ontology annotation, cellular component: membrane; endoplasmic reticulum.